Daphnia magna is the source of this 704-nucleotide messenger RNA. RefSeq lists its product as uncharacterized. NCBI's taxonomy places the organism in Eukaryota, Metazoa, Arthropoda, Branchiopoda, Diplostraca, Daphniidae. The record is from RefSeq and is a predicted model, not a curated record. The coding region runs from base 159 to 704 and encodes 181 amino acids. The transcript has a single exon.
AGCCUGCAUAAAUGCAAUACAGAAGCUUUCAGAUCAAGUCAGAUCACACUGCAACCUCUGAUAUUUGUUCAUAUUGAAUAUAAGUUAACAGGUUAUGGGCCCAGUGCUAUAUUAUUUACCGCACAUCUAUUAUUUCAAGAACAACCCUGUUGCUUUCCAUGGCAAACGUGUCAGUCUUCACUGCAAAGGAUGUUGCCCACAUUGACAAGCUCAAUGGAGCCAACUUCCAAGUGUGGAAGUUUCAGACCUGCCUAAUGCUUCGUAAUCACUCUUUGAUGGACCUAGUACUUGGAACCGAAUUUAAACCAGAUCCAAUAGUGGCCUCAGGUGUCACCACCAAUCAAGCAGCCAUCAACAAUUGGAAUCACAAGGACAACACAGCACAGCUGCUCAUUUCGGCCACCAUCUGCUCUGACCAACAACGCUCCCUCAUUACCUGUACGUCUGCCACACAAAUGUGGAAACGUGUCAUCAGUCAGUUCGAACAGUCUGCUUCAGAAAACAAGAUGUUUCUUCUUCAACAGUUUCUGAACUACCAGUACAAGGAAGGGCACGACGUCUCAAGCCCUGCCACGGCUGUUGAAUUAAUGGCCUGUCAGUUACAAGACGUCGGGUCUCCAAUUUCUGACGACCAGAUUAUCACUGUUCCUAACGCUCACGUGCAAUGGAGACGUUGGAACAGAGAUGAAGUAUGGAUAGGGUGA